Juglans microcarpa x Juglans regia is the source of this 1025-nucleotide messenger RNA. Its product is annotated as temperature-induced lipocalin-1-like. Bases 228 to 782 code for a protein of 184 amino acids. NCBI's taxonomy places the organism in Eukaryota, Viridiplantae, Streptophyta, Magnoliopsida, Fagales, Juglandaceae. The transcript is spliced from 2 exons. The record is from RefSeq and is a predicted model, not a curated record.
UAUCUAGAUCUGGAACGUUCACCUCAACGGUUACACGCAACAGACGAAAGGCUCUUAGUCCUCCACGUCUUACGUCGUAUCACAUCACUCUAAACACAGACCUGCAUCUCGAAUCCUCGAUCCAUACUUAUCAAGAGCAAGCGCAAUAUCCUUUAACUGCGAGAAAAUAUCGAGAACUCUCUCUCUCUCUCCCUCUCUCUCUGACUGUACACUGCGAAUUGCAAGCAAUGGCAAAGAAAGAGAUGGAAGUGGUGAAGGGUCUGGACCUAAAUAGGUACAUGGGGCGGUGGUAUGAGAUAGCCUCGUUCCCGUCAAGGUUCCAGCCCAAGAAUGGUGAGAACACAAGGGCUACGUACACUUUGAAAGAUGAUGGAACUGUGAAUGUGCUCAAUGAGACCUGGUCUGAUGGGAAAAGGGGAUACAUAGAAGGAACUGCAUACAAGGCUGACACCAACAGUGAUGAGGCUAAGCUCAAAGUGAAGUUCUAUGUGCCUCCAUUCCUGCCCAUCAUCCCUGUGGUCGGAGACUACUGGGUCUUGUACCUUGAUGAUGAUUAUGGAUAUGCCUUGAUUGGCCAGCCUAGCAGGAAGUAUCUUUGGAUAUUAUGCAGGCAAACCCAUAUGGAUGAAGAGAUAUAUAAUCAGCUAGUUCAAAGGGCCAGAGAUGAGGGCUAUGAUGUGAGCAAACUCCACAAGACGCCACAGAGUGAUCCUCCCCCAGAGGGAGAAGGCCCUAGUGACACCAAAGGCAUCUGGUGGUUUAAAUCCAUUUUGGGAAAAUAGCUGAAUGGUAAUGGUAUAUUGGGGUUUCACCGUUCUAUGUAUUUAUUAAGUAAAAGACCAAAAAUCCAAAGAGCAGCAUCCAGAUUUAGGGCUAUUGUGUUUAUUUGCUUAUUUUGUAGUGUUUGUACAGCAGGAAAGUGUGUGAAGACAGUUUUAAUGCCUAGAUUAUGAAGUUGGGGACUAUUCCUUGUAAAAUAUCAUCUGGGUCUUAUUCAAUUUGAAUUGUUGUGAGAGUUUGAUGUA